Staurois parvus is the source of this 411-nucleotide messenger RNA. NCBI's taxonomy places the organism in Eukaryota, Metazoa, Chordata, Amphibia, Anura, Ranidae. The record is from the annotation of a GenBank genome assembly.
CGGGCCCUCAGGCGGAGCGGCGGGCGCCGGACCCCCAGGCGGAGCGACAGGUCUCGGGCCCUCAGGCGGAGCGGCGGGCCCCGGACCCCCAGGCGGAGCGACAGGUCUCGGGCCCUCAGGCGGAGCGACAGGUCUCGGGCCCCCAGGCGAAGCGGCGGGCACCGAGUCACCAGGCACGACAGUGGGCUCCGAGUCCACUGGCAUGACAGCGGGCACUUGGUCACCAGGCAUCAGGUCAUUUGGCUUGCCAGCGGGCACCGCGUCAUCUGGCAAGGCAGUGGGCACCGGGUCACCAGGCAUUGGAUCGUCUGGCUCGACAGCGGGCAUCGGGUCACCAGACAUCAGGUCAUUUGGCUCGACAGCGGGCACCGCGUCAUCUGGCAAGGCAGUGGGCUCCGAGUCAACUGGUAU